AAGCGAUUCAAGAAUUUUACUUCGUACGGUAGUCUACAUUCUAUAUUUACAAGACAAACGAUGUCAUAUGAUAUAAAAAUCGAAAUUUGGAUUAAAGAGAUUGUAUGUACGAAAAAGUCGAUGAUUUUCAUGUAAUACAUUAUCCGAAAAUAAAAUGUUUAGUCAAAUUUGUUGGAUUUUUGUCAGUUUCAUAAUUUAUGUUCAAGCAAGCGGUGAGUUUGUAUUAUUACACACACCAGAUAGUGUAAUUUUUAAAGGUAAUAAAGAAAUAGAUCAAAGUCUUUUAAAGGAAGUAUUUUCUGCUUCACUUGGAUUCACAGUAAAGCAGAGAGCAACAUGGACUGGCAUGUCCAUUACUAAUCCAUUUAAUUUACCUGAAGCAAUAGUUGCCAUUGCUGUAGAAGGUAUUGAAUCUUUAGGAUUAAUUAAAGGUAAAAAGUUUCCUUUACACGUUGAUGAAGUUGAAGAAACUACUUGGCAGGCUUUAAGUGGUCGACUUGAAGAACGAGACAAUGAUAAUACUCUUGUUAGAAUUUAUCUUGGUGAUGGUCUAGAUGCUUUAGGUCAUUCAGCUCUAGGUGAACUCAAACCAACUACAAUUGAUGAAUCUUCUUUAAAAGCUCUUAGUCUAAAAAAAGAUGAAGAUCGCAAAUUCUUAGAAGAAGUACAAUUGCUUCAUGCUAUAGCGAAGAAAGUUACGUCAGCUAUUAGAACAGAUAAUAAACCAGAUGUUUAUUGGUUAGUUGUUUCUGGUUUACACCCAGUAUUUGAUACUCAUGGAAAAAAUUCUGUUGCUGCUAAAGAAGCUCUAAUUCUAUUAAAUGAAGCACUUCGUGAUGUUAGCAAAGCUUUUAUAGAUGUGUACAAAAGCCAGGUUUUAAUCGCUGCCUUUACUAAUGAUGCUAGUCAAGUUCGUCACACUCGUUCAAUUAAUUUGAGAGAACAAAGAGAUGCAGCAGAUGAUAAAACAAAUAAACUGGAAACAACUACGAUUAAAAUAGAGAGUAGUUCAAGCUCUCCGAAUGGAGUGCUCGAUGAAGAAUACAUGGCAAAAAUAAUUGAGAAAAAUGAUAAAGAACAUGAAAAAAUUCAAGAAAAAUAUAUAGAAGAUGAAAUCAAGGAUAAAAUAUCUGACAUCUCAGAUAAGGUUAACGAAAGUACACAUGAACCUGAUCUCAAAGAAUAUUUUGAUGAUUUCACAUAUUAUUAUAAGAAAUCUUUAGAGCUGAAAGAUUUGAAUAUAGCCAAUGUUUAUUCUGAAGAUUAUCCAGUUAUUUUCAACAUAAUACUCUGGUUUGGUGUUGUAUUUUUCUUUUCUCUCCUUGCAAUUUGUUUUACCAUUGCUGAAAUGGAUCCAGGGCGUGAUUCCAUUAUUUAUAGAAUGACAUCCAACAGAAUGAAAAAAGAUAAUUAAAGACUAAAAAAUAAACUUA
This is a messenger RNA of Ceratosolen solmsi marchali, 1433 nucleotides long. RefSeq names its product ATPase H(+)-transporting accessory protein 2 (gene ATP6AP2). NCBI's taxonomy places the organism in Eukaryota, Metazoa, Arthropoda, Insecta, Hymenoptera, Agaonidae. Gene Ontology annotation, biological process: positive regulation of Wnt signaling pathway. Gene Ontology annotation, cellular component: external side of plasma membrane; membrane. Gene Ontology annotation, molecular function: signaling receptor activity. The transcript has 9 exons. The coding region runs from base 155 to 1414 and encodes 419 amino acids. The record is from RefSeq and is a predicted model, not a curated record.